AUGGCUUUGGAUGCGCUUGCAACAGUCACUACCACGCCGCCGCCGUGCAGCUGCAAGUCUGCUGUUAGAGGAGGCAAACGUCUGGUUUUCUCAUCUGGUAAUUCAUUGGUUGCCGGUUCUUUGGUAAGGACCCGUGGGCUCGGCCCGGUGAUGGCUUUUUUCCCCAAUCCCAUCCAAGAGCCCAUUCUGAAGGAGGCGCUCAAGGAACCAGUUGCAUUCGUGGGAGGGAUAUUUGCAGGGCUCUUGAGGCUGAACUUGAAUGAGGAGCCUCUGAAGGAAUGGGUGAGCCGAACAGUUGAAGCCUCCGGUUUAAGUGUGGAGGAAAUUAGUAAAAACCCGGAUGCUGAUGAAGAAGAUGUGCCACAAGAAAUAGAGAUAGAAUGA
This is a messenger RNA of Striga hermonthica, 384 nucleotides long. The record is from the annotation of a GenBank genome assembly. NCBI's taxonomy places the organism in Eukaryota, Viridiplantae, Streptophyta, Magnoliopsida, Lamiales, Orobanchaceae.